AUGACUCAUCCCAUACUGAGCACAAAUAGGGUGAGUGAAGACAUUCGUUUAAUCACCGACACUAGCUCCUUUUUCCUGGAAAAAGUACAUAUCAUCGGAAUCGAUGAAAUGGGGGAUGAAGGGUCACUGGAUAAGAGGAUCUUCAAGGGAGCUAUAGAGGGUUACUCUUUGAUGUGGUUGUUGAUGUGGGCCACGACAAUUGGGUUGUUGGUUCAGCUGCUGUCGACUAGGCUUGGUGUGGCGACGAGGAGACACUUGGCUGAGCUGUGUAGAGAAGAGUAUCCGACUUGUGCCAGGAUGAUUUUGUGGGUAAUGGCGGAAUUGGCUUUGAUUGGAGCUGAUAUACUGGAAGUUAUUGGAAGUGCUAUUGCUAUUAAGAUUUUGGGUAAUGGUGCUUUGCCUUUGUGGGCCGGUGUUGUUAUUACAGCUUUUGAUCGUUUUAUCUUCUUGUUUCUUGAAAACUAUGGAGUGAGGAAGCUGGAAGCAUUUUUUGCUGUCCUUAUUGCUACAAUGGCAGUCUCAUUUGCUUGGAUGUUUGGUCAAACAAAACCCAGUAGCACCGAAAUUCUUCUUGGUGUUUUGAUUCCAAAACAUAGCUCCAAAUCCAUCAAACAAGCUGUGGGAGUUGUGGGCUGCAUUAUUAUGCCUCACAAUGUAUUCUUGCACUCUGCUUUUGUGCUAUCACGUGAAAUCGAUCACAGCAAGGCCGAUUGCAAGAAGCUCACAAUUAUUACUCAAUAGAGUCGGCCACAGCACUUUUGAUAUCCUUUAU
Messenger RNA from Hibiscus syriacus, 772 nucleotides. Its product is annotated as metal transporter Nramp4-like. The transcript has 4 exons. NCBI's taxonomy places the organism in Eukaryota, Viridiplantae, Streptophyta, Magnoliopsida, Malvales, Malvaceae. The coding region runs from base 1 to 741 and encodes 246 amino acids. Gene Ontology annotation, molecular function: cadmium ion transmembrane transporter activity; manganese ion transmembrane transporter activity. Gene Ontology annotation, cellular component: vacuolar membrane. Gene Ontology annotation, biological process: metal ion transport; positive regulation of reactive oxygen species metabolic process; defense response to bacterium. The record is from RefSeq and is a predicted model, not a curated record.